CAACAAGUCAAGAAACCAAAAAACCAUUUCCCUUUUACUAAAGAUCAUAAUCAGGUAGCCCAUCAUACAAAACCAAACCAAGUCAUAUCAGCAGAUUCACCAGGGAAAUCAUGUCAGAACAAAAGCCAACGCCCAAGAUACGUCAUGAAUGGUAUCAGACCGAUGGCGAAGUGGUCCUCGACAUCUUCAUUAAAAACACCAAACCAGAGAAUCUUCAAGUAGACCUUCAGCCGAAAUCCUUGACAAUCAAUUACGCGCUUCAGGCUGGCUCAGAAGGAUGUUUCGCUCUUGAUCCACUCAGGCAUGAGAUUCAAGCCGAUCAAUCUUCUUGGAAGUCUCUCUCUUCUAAAAUAGAGCUUAAGCUCAAGAAGAAGAUAGCUGGAAUCAAAUGGGACGUGAUUGAAGGUGACGGAGGAGCUGAAGUAAUUCCAACAGCUACCAUCCAACCGGUGACUAGAACCGAAGAUCCUCCAAGUGCCUAUCCAUCAUCAUCACGUCGAAAGACAAACUGGGACCAAUUAGCUAAGACGGUUGAUAAAGAGGAAGAAGAAAGUUCCAACUCUAAGGAUCCCAAUGCCGGUGGUGAUGUAGCUUUGAACAAACUCUUUCAAAAACUAUACGGGGACGCGUCGGACGAACAAAAACGAGCAAUGAUGAAAAGUUAUACUGAAUCUAAUGGUACUUCUUUAAGUACAGAUUGGAAUCAAGUCAAGAAAUCUAAGGUUGAAACUCGGCCACCUAGUUCUAUGGAAGUAAAGAGUUGGGAGAAAUGAUGAGUGACAUCUCUUUCAAAUAUAAAGAGUCUCCCAAUUUCUCGGCUUCUCUCAAAAACUUGACGAGUGGAAACAGCAAAAAAGUUGUACUUGUAUACGUGCUUUCUCUCAAUCAUCAUGCUCAACAUAUUAUGCCCUCAGCAUUCAUUUCCGCUCUUUUUUCUGUAUGGAUUGUCUGAAGGUCUCCUCUUGCGUGUAUACUAUAAGAUAUGCAUUCCUACAUACGACAUUGCCUACAGUGGAUUUUAUUAUAUAAUCUCUGAAGAAUAUUGAUCAACAAAAUCAGGCUUCACUUAUCUUAGAAAGUAAUCAUUUGUGGUAAAUAAUUGGAUAUAUUAAUCAAAACAUUCAUUAUUGAUCAAUUG
Molecule: messenger RNA, 1138 nt
Organism: Melampsora larici-populina 98AG31
Lineage: Eukaryota; Fungi; Basidiomycota; Pucciniomycetes; Pucciniales; Melampsoraceae
Exons: 6
Coding region: 111-773 (220 amino acids)
Biological process (GO): protein stabilization
Molecular function (GO): protein-folding chaperone binding
Source: RefSeq, a predicted model, not a curated record